Molecule: messenger RNA, 1248 nt
Organism: Aspergillus nidulans FGSC A4
Lineage: Eukaryota; Fungi; Ascomycota; Eurotiomycetes; Eurotiales; Aspergillaceae
Product: putative polyadenylation factor subunit CstF64
Exons: 2
Coding region: 173-1054 (293 amino acids)
Biological process (GO): mRNA 3'-end processing
Cellular component (GO): nucleus
Molecular function (GO): RNA binding; nucleic acid binding
Source: RefSeq, a predicted model, not a curated record
GAGUACUCAGAAGAAGAGUUUUGCUGGAUAAAUAGAAGGGGGAAGUUUUUAUAUCAAAGCUGAAAAUAACUGACUUCAACUCCUGUUGUCUUUCCCAAUAUUCCAAGUCAUCGUGUGAUUCCCUCACAUUGUUCUCUUGUACUAUUCACUAUCCAAUUCAGCAAUCGCGAAGAUGGGUCCAGACAGGGCAGGGAAGAGUGUUUUCCUGGGAAAUAUACCUUAUAACCUCACUGAGGAGCAGGUUAAAGACAUCCUUAGCACCGCCGGCACCGUCACGAAAUUCCGCUUGAUGAUGAAUCCUGAGACAGGAAAGCCAAAAGGGUAUGGAUUCGCCGAUUUUGCCGAUGCAGAUGCUGCCGCCUCCGCUGUACGCAACCUGAACGACUACGAGAUCAUGGGCCGCAAGAUUCGUGUGGACUGGCCGCACAACAACGAGAAGGACUCUGUGCCCGAAGACUACUCGCAACCGUCGCAAAUGCCAGGUCAGGAUGGGCAGCUUGGAGGUCCGCCGCUUUCUGCACCUCUUCCACCUCUCCCACCCGGCGUCGAGCUGCCCCCGCAUCUAGAUUGCCCGAACGCCAUUUCGCAAACCCUGGCCGCUCUUCCUCCAAACCAGCUCCUUGACGUACUCCAGCAAAUGAAAGCAUUAGCCAUGUCGGAUCCAGCGCGCGCUACAGAACUCCUGCGGCAAGCACCUCAACUCGCGUAUGCGAUUUUCCAGGCACUACUUCUCCUGAACCUCGUCGAUUACAGCACCCUAGGAGCUGUGGUCGAGCAAGCUGCACAGCCCAUGGCACCACCACCUGCUCCUCCUGCUGCCGCAGCGUUCCAGCCAUUCGGCGCAGUUCCAGGACAAGUAUCCACACCGCCAAUGGUUAACACGCCCUUUGCUCAACCACCGCCGCAGCCAACACAGCAGCAGGUUCCGGGACAGGAGGAGCUACUGCAGCAAGUUCUUAAUAUGCCACAGUCGGCCAUUGACGCUCUUCCGCCUAUGGAGCGUAGUCAAAUUAUGCUGCUGCGACAGCAGCUAAUGCAGGGUGGACUGCGGUAAUGGAAUUCGUCCUUUGCUUGGUCGGGCGGUGAUAUCUAUUAUGACUCAUACAUUCGGAUUCAUGGCGUAAACGGUUGCUUGGGGGUCUUACGAUUUGCCUCGGAUGAUACCUGAAAGUUAGCAGACCUCAUGCAUUUAUUGUGUUCUGUAUUAUUCCAUGUCGUUACCUUCUCUCGAGGCAAAUAUACAAAGCU